Leptidea sinapis is the source of this 3756-nucleotide messenger RNA. RefSeq names its product ras-related protein Rab-32 (gene Rab32). Lineage: Eukaryota; Metazoa; Arthropoda; Insecta; Lepidoptera; Pieridae. Gene Ontology annotation, cellular component: lysosome; trans-Golgi network; late endosome. The transcript has 5 exons. The record is from RefSeq and is a predicted model, not a curated record. Gene Ontology annotation, biological process: phagosome-lysosome fusion; endosome to lysosome transport. Gene Ontology annotation, molecular function: GTP binding; GTPase activity. The coding region runs from base 231 to 920 and encodes 229 amino acids.
UUAUCGUACGGUCGGGUAGAACAUUGUUGUAGAGAAAAUCACUCGCAUUUAACUCGGAAUCGUGUUUCUAUUCGAGUGAUGAAUGAUGCAUAUCGCGAGUGAUUGCUAGAAGUUACUGUGACAUGUGCUAUCUGAUCGAAAAAAUUACGCAUUUUUUGAAAGUUGAUCUAUAUUUAUAUUGGGUGUACUUUUGUGUUUCUUGACGAAAAUUGCUAUUUCAAUACGCGAGUAUGUCACCAAAGCUGAUUCGUGCAUCACAUGCAUCGUCCAGUUCGGAGAGACGCGAGCAUCUGUACAAGAUCCUGGUGAUCGGAGAGUUGGGCACUGGGAAGACAUCCAUCAUCAAACGCUACGUUCACCAGUUCUUCAGUCAGCACUACCGAGCCACUAUCGGUGUGGACUUCGCGUUGAAGGUGCUCAACUGGGACGCCAACACCGUCAUACGUCUACAGCUAUGGGAUAUUGCAGGGCAAGAGCGGUUUGGCAACAUGACCAGGGUGUACUACAAGGAAGCUGUGGGAGCCUUCAUCGUGUUCGACGUGUCGAGGAUGGCCACCUUCGACGCUGUUGUCAAGUGGAAGAACGAUCUGGACACGAAGGUGCAACUUCCAGACGGUUCGCCGAUACCGUGCAUUCUUCUUGCAAAUAAGUGUGACCAGCAGAAGGAAGGAAUUGCUAAUUCACCGGCCAAGAUGGAAGAGUACUGCCGUGAGAAAGGUUUUGCCGGCUGGUUUGAGACCUCCGCCAAGGAAAAUAUCAACAUCGAGGAGGCUGCCCGGUCAUUAGUUAAUAAGAUACUUCUUAACGACAAACUACUUCAGAACAAUGACAAAGAUGGGGAAAGGUUCGCGCUGGAUCACAAGAUUGCCAACGGCGAGAACAAUCGGGACCAGGGCAACGGCAAAUCCUGUACGUGUUGACCGCAACGCUCUCUCUUGAAGGUUUAUCAAUUGCCUUACAAACAAAUAAUUCCUUGUAUUUUUAGUAAUUUGCUCAGAAUUAACUACUGCAUCGAGACCUCUGUUUGUUAAUUAUUAUUUUGAAAAUGUUCACCAUUUUGGCAGUUUUCACUAUGUUGCUGUUUUAUGUCAUGUUAUGUUAUAUCAAGGUUAGUAUUGCGGUAUCGAUUCUGUAUUUAUUUUUAAUUCAUUACUCUUAAUACUUGCACCUAUUCUAUUACUCUUUUUAAAUAUAUUAUGGAGUAUUACUUAUAUUGAUUAUUAUUAUUGUAUUUUUUCUAUGUAUUUUAAUUAAAUCUCUUGGUACAUCGUAGGCAUAGACAUACACUUCAAAGCAAACACAUUUCAAGCUGCCGAUCAUAUUGUAUGCGGAUAAUGCUCCAUCUAGAUGUAUACAUCUAUGAUUAUCAGACUUCGCAUUAAAUUGAUUACAAAAAAUAUAUGUAUUUUUAUACAGAGACAUUUUCUGGAAGUGUCAGUUUCUAGAAUUUCAUCAUAGCUUGUGUUUUGUUUUGAUAUUUUAUGAAAAUAUGUCUGGUUAGUAAAUAUGUAUAGGUUUUGCUUGAAUGUUAUGUUUAUUUGUAUAAUAUCAGUAUAGGUUCACUAAAGGCCAUAAAUUUUUCCAUGGGCAGCUUAGUACCCGUCCAUUUCUGUGUUAUUAAUAAACGCGAAAUAAAGUCAUUCCAAAUUUAAAACUUUUUGUCUUUAUCUUACCUAUGUCACUACAAAAUUACAUGACAGGGAGAAGUGAUUUUUGACGUAACUUUUCAUUGCGCUUAUUAAUAAGACAGUUUAUGUUUUUAUCUUCUUAAAACGUAAUGUAUGUGAAAUCUGUUGAGACUGUUGGCCUUUGUUUAACUUGAAACUUGGUUGGAGGCUGUACUAUCCGUAUUAUGGGCGGAGCCACGGAUAAGCUAAGAUAUAAGCUAGCUAACUCUACAGUUGAUAUUAAAAAGUCAUCAACAUCAUCUUGAGACAAGAAAUUAUCGUCCAGUUAUUUUAUUUCAUAUGACCUUUUCAUUUUGUAGUUAAGUAUUCGACCCCAACCAGUCAUAUAAUAUUUAUUAAGCACAGGGCAUUAUUACUGUACAAUUAGAAAAAUGUAAAACUUACUUUUAUAGCCCGUUGAAGUAUUGUUGGUCGACGAAAAUAGUGUGAGAGAGAUGGCAAGUAUGUCGAGGUGUAAGUGAGAGUGAAGUGAAUAUAUUCCCGACGCGCAAUGGUAUAGUAAUAUUUUGAGUUAGUUUCACUACGUAAUACUACUUUCCGUGUAUUCCAUUUAAUUUUAAUCUUCGAUUUUAUUUACGUAGGUUAAAAUGAUAUUAUAUUUUUAAAUCAAAUCAAAAGUUAUAUUUAUGUCAAGCCUCAAAAGUGUCCUAGUUGGGACACAUGUUGACAGCUACGUUUAUUUCCACUUGCGCGCAAGUGACAUAAACAUACUAAAUCCGUCUCUUUUAAUGUUUUAAUCACGAUUUUCAUUUUCACAUCAUUUUAACGUGUUCGUAUGCUAUGCGGGACGUUUUUCGAUUGUUUUUGGUAUACUAUAUUGUAAUUUGUUUGUAUGUUUAGAAAACAUUGUAUUUACUGAUGAUGGAGUCGUUAGCGAUUAUAUUGUCAAUCGAAGUGCCUCUAAAAUGAUCGAAUUUGUAUUAUAACCUAUUUAUAAUGUUACUAUGUUUAUUCGAAUUGGAAUUAAUUUAUUAUACAGUGUUUCUAGAACAUAUUUGUUAUAGGUAUUUGUUUCUUUGAAUAGUAGGUAUGUAUGUAACGCAUUAAGUGUAAAUACCUAUUCAAGGUAAAAAGAGUCCUAUAUAAGUCUAUAAAAUUAAAGCGAAGAGCUAGGUAAAUAAUAACACGUCAUUUUACAUUCAACAAUUUUUCGGAUCCGUAAUUUGCCUAGUUAGUUUGGACAUAGAAGCCCCAAAAAAUAAAAAUGAAAAUAAAAACUAUUGAUCUCUCUCCAAAUUUCAGUCCACUUUGAAGUUGCUACGUGCACCUGCGUCCAUAGAUACAUAAGGCAUUCACCCCUCUGUGACCCUAUUUUUGUUACUGCGCAAUUGUUCGCAGCAACGUCGGACUGGACUUCAAUUUGGAAAGUCGUAUAAAAAUAUUUGUAAUAGUGCUAUGACAAAAUGUUGAACUUUCUAGAAACACUGUAUAACUAGGAAUACUUUAAUGAUUUUAUUACGUUACUUAGACAUGUAAGUUAUGUAUAUAGGCGAUUAAUGCUGUUUUUGAGACAAUUUUAUAAGUAUAAUCGUAGCCUACGUCUUUGAACUGUAAAACACUAUAAAUAAGAUUAUUUUAUUUAGUCUCCUAAUUAAGUAGGCCUUAAUAUUAAUGAUUGUAAAUGAUAUUCUUUUGAAAUCUGUUGUCGAACACUUGUUGUGCCAUGUCGGGCUAAAGUCAUAAUAAUUAUUGCUAAGUUAUGUUUUAUUAUUAUUUACGAUAAAAUCUUAGAAUAUUUUAUAGAUGGAGUCGUUCGAUGCGUCAUGCCUUACACAAAAUGAAUGAUCGAGCGGUAGAUUUAUGAGCUCAUGAUGAUGGCGUCUCCAUUUUGCUAAAUACUCUAAGAAUAUAUUAACUGAAGUGACAUUGACGGCUUUUGUUUUAUCGCUAGUUAAAAUGUUAGUUAAAAAUCAUUCGGCAAUUUAAGUGAAAUUGACAAACUUAAGGUCUAUAAUCGGUUGUGUAUUGAGUUUAAUAUAAAGUUUAUUAACUAGUGUUGAAACAACAGCUUGAGUGUUUAUUGUGCGCAAGAGUGGAUUUAUUACAGAAUAAAUUGUUUUACAUAUUG